Molecule: messenger RNA, 3131 nt
Organism: Oryza sativa Japonica Group (Japanese rice)
Lineage: Eukaryota; Viridiplantae; Streptophyta; Magnoliopsida; Poales; Poaceae
Biological process (GO): regulation of photomorphogenesis
Source: RefSeq, a predicted model, not a curated record
GUUUCUUCUCCACACGUCUCUCCUCUCCUCCUCCUCCUGACCUCGCCGCCCUCACCCACCACCCGCUCCCGCCGCCGGCUUUAAUGCCUCCGGGGACAAGCCCUCUCAAGCGUCAACGACUCAUCCACUGCUCCACCCGCGUGGGCGGCGCGUACGUAGACCCUAGCCGGCCUCUACCUGCUCGCUACAGAGCUCACGUACGUACGCGCGCGCGGUGGUGGUUGGCGCGCGCGCGCGUGCGGUGAGGCGUGGUACUAGUAUUAUUUAUUCGCUCCUGCCUCCUGGGGAGGUGGAGGAUGCUGGCGAUCAUGAGCUUGCUGCUGCCGUGGGAGGAGGAGGAGGAGACGACGGAGGCGGCGCCGGUGUUUUGAUCCGUCGCGCGCGCGCGGCGAGGUGCGGAUCGGGCGUAGGAAGAGGUUGGAGACGUGGAGAGGAGUGGCCGUCUCGUUUCAGAUUCUUCUGCGCAAAUUCUGGUUACAACUAGAAGUUGCAGGACGCGAGAGGGUUGAUUGGUAAGAAGAAGAAGUGCUGUCAACUUUGAGAUAAAGGCAAAAUUACGAGAAAAAAGACUUUCAAGUUCUUUUGAGGAUGAGUGACCCUGGAGAGCCUUCUAAGCAUUCCCAAUGGAUGUCACACUGGACCAAAGGAAGCAGCAGUGCAGAGCCCCAAGUUGGCAGAAGUAAUGAUUCUCCGGAGGAUGCGAAAUAUGACAUUUGCGAGGACAAUUCUGGGCCUUCAAACUUUGAGAUCAUGAAAUCUAGAUUGUUUGAAAGGCUAAUGGUAGGAAUCAGCCAAGAAAGAGCUUCGUUGGAGCAUGGACAGAAGUUAAAUUCUAACAUGAAAGUAGUGGUAAAAGAUGCUCGCCGACACGCUGUGCAAAACCAAAUUGAUCAGGGAGACGGGCCAAUUCAAAAAUCUGUGAUGCAAAAAGAUGUCUUAUAUGCUAAGGCUGUUGUAUCAAAAUCACUUUCCAUUCAGAAGCUUUCAGAGUUAUCAGUGGAUUGUCAGAAACUUGCAGGUUCAGAUGACCUGAGUUCAGAGUGGAACCAUUUUCCUAUGCUUGCAAUCAACAGAAAAAUUGACUCCAUUCUCAACCCUAAGAGGAAGUCUGCAAAGAGUACUGGACCCAAUGACGUUUUUGUGCCAAAACAAACUCUGAAGCUAAACAUGACUACAGCUAAUCUGAUGGCAUUCUCAUCUCAGGAAUAUGAGCUGCAUUCUCAUCGAACAACCGACGAGACAAUGGAUCACUGCAAACAUGCAGGAGGCAUUGUAUCUCGCCUGGAAGAUCAUGCUGGUGUCAUGUUGAAUCCUGCAGAGCAAAAAUUAAAAGGUCAAUUAUUGCCAGCAACGUCAUGUUCGUGUAGCAAGGAUGACAGUAACUCAUCUGAUAGUCUAUUAGAUGAGCAGCAUACAAGCCGCUACAUUGCAGAUUCAGAUCAGGAACCAACCUGCAGAUCUCGUGAAAAAAGGUUGAAAUCUUCAGAAAACAAUGACACGAACUGUAAAAUUGGAAGUUGCUCCCAGAAUCAGAAGUCAAGAGCACCUGGACAUCAUAAACACAAAGGUUCUGCGGGAGUCAUGUUUCGUACGUCAGUACCUGGUAAAGAAUUUGAAGCUGCUGAAAUUAAUUGUUCCGACAAAAUUAAUCAGCGACAUCUGAAUACACAGAGAAUAGUAUCUGCAGCGAAUGUCACUGGCUCCUGCAUACCUGAUCCAGCUGCAGACAUAUCUACAGUAAAUGGUAGGGGGGAGGCAGUGACCCAGCCAUCGAGCAUAUCUGGAGAUUCAACUAAACGAAAAGCUCCAUAUUUAUUUGAAAUGCUAACCAUACCUUCCAAAGCUCAAAAUAUGAAUCCUGAAGAUUCACUGCCUUCAGGAAACUCGACUGCUUUUGGAGUUCACAUGUACGGCACAAAUAUUGGCAGUCAUCUAUUUGGAGCAAAUAACAAAUCAUCAACUGAAACUGAAAUAUUAUCCGGCGACAGUCAACAUGUUUCAAAAUCCUCAGCAGGCAUCGCCUCAUUGUUGGCACAAAAGGCAAAAUCCGAGCAGCUCGCGACUCUGUACAUGAAAGGAGCAUCAGGAUGCAAUGUGAAUGAACAUCAAGGUGUUUCCUCCAAGGCAAUUGUCGCCAAUAAGCAACAAUGCUACAAUCCAAGAACAGCACGCAUGGACUUAGAUCUCAUGCAAUUCCAGUUGAGCAGAAUGAGAAACCAAGAAUCACAAGCGCGAACCGAACCAGGCGACAGAUGGCUAAAACGCCUACAGAUUGACAGCAAGGACCCUCAUCAUCUUCCUUGCUCCAAGAGGUCAAAAGCUGGAGACGGAUCCGGUCGUCCAGUCACCGGAGGAGCAAGCAGCAUGGCACCCCGUUGCGACGGGAGCAACGACGACGACGACAUUGUUGACCGUGAUCAUAAGGAGGAACAAGGAUUGGAUGAAGGGGUGGAAAUUCAAGGCGGCCGAGAAGCAUCUCCUGUUCCGGCAAAGAGUGAUGACCGGUGGAUUGGGAGAUGGUGCCAGGGUGGUGUUCCUGUGUACCAUGAAGAUGAUCAUGAUCAGAGGAAGGAAGUAACAAAGCCUGAUCUUGCCGCCGGUGACUCCGGAGGACUUGAAGGUCAGUUCCCAAGCAUCAAGGCGAUGGCGAUGAUGGGACGAGCAAUGAGCAAGGUUCGGCCGUGUCAGGAAGAGAGGAGGGGAUCCUUCAUGGUGUGGAAGGCGUAGUAGGAGAGAUCCUGAUCACGUACAGGUUUUUUUUUCCUGUUUUUUGUUCUGUGUAAUGUAGACUGGGCUGCCCUCUCUCCUCCCGUGGCAGCUGGCUUCAGAUCCGGUGGCUAUCUUAUAGGGUAUGUUUACCAAAGUAUCUUUGUGCCAGCUUGGACUCCCUAAUCCUCUUAAUCUCUUGGCAUCUAUGGAAGGAAUGCAACUCUAGAGAUUUCGACUCUGCGCUCUUUUUUAUCAGUGGUUCAGUGUAAACGAUGUCUGGUUUUCAGGUUUAUGAGGGUAAUUCGGUUGACCGUGAUAGUUUGGGAGUAAUUCGUACUUUUUUCAUUUCUAAAAUAAAUAGUUGUAAAUAAAUGGAUCUACGUGUUAUAAACAUCUGCAUUUAUAAUGUUAAAAAAUUAGUA